AGCUUUGUGAGCAGCAACAGAGAGGCAGAAGAGAUGGAGGGAGACCCAGGAAGCCUUGAAUCUUUCCUGAAGUGGGCUGCGACGCUGGGAAUUUCAGACUCAACCGACCAGUUCCAAUCUGAGUCUCCUUCAUGUUUGGGUUCCACCCUUUUAGUUUCAUAUUUUCCUGACGCAGGCGGUAGAGGGUUAGCUGCUGCUCGUGAGCUUGGAAAAGGAGAAUUGAUCCUCAGAGUUCCAAAAUCGGCUUUGAUGACCAGGGAACGUCUAUUGAAAGACCAGAAACUUGCUUCUUGUGUGAACAGAUACCCCAACCUCUCCUCCACUCAGAUAUUGAUUGUCUGUUUAUUGGCUGAAAUGGGUAAAGGCAAAGAUUCUUGGUGGUACCCUUACUUAAUGCAGCUUCCACGGACCUACGACACAUUAGGGGGCUUUACUGGUUUUGAGACUCAAGCUCUGCAAGUGGAUGAUGCUACCUGGGCUACAGAAAAGGCUAUAUCAAAGGCCAAGCUGGACUGGAAAGAAGCUCUUCCUCUUAUGAAGGAUCUUGAGUUAAGGCCACAGCUUUUAACUUUUAGGUCUUGGCUUUGGGCUUCUGCAACUGUAUCUUCUCGUACAAUGCAUAUACCAUGGGAUAAUGCUGGGUGUUUAUGCCCGGUGGGUGACUUUUUCAAUUAUGCUGCACCCGGAGAAGAAUCACUUCCCUCAGAAGUUGUGGAAAGUUGGAGACAAUCCUCUUCCUUGCAAGUUUGUUCUUCUGUGAAUGAUGGUACAACCGAGAAGUCAGAGACUGAUGUAUUUGAUAUCCACUCUCAGAGGUUGACAGAUGCUGAAUACAGGGAUGAUGUUGCUGCAUACUGUUUCUAUGCGAUGGAAAAAUAUAAGAAAGGUGAACAGGUUCUUUUAAGUUACGGAACAUACACAAAUUUGGAGCUUCUUGAGCACUAUGGAUUUAUUUUGAAUGCGAACCCAAAUGACAAAGCCUUUAUCCAUUUGGAAGCUGAUAUUCACUCCUCUAGUUCAUGGGCCAAGGAUUCACUGUAUAUCCAGCAAGAUGGGAAGCCAUCUUUUGCCCUACUGUCUACCUUACGUUUGUGGGCUACUCCACCAAACCAGCGAAGGUCACUUGGCCACCUUGCUUAUUCAGGAUCCCAACUGUCAGUGGACAAUGAGAUCUCUAUCAUGAGAUGGAUGAGAAACAACUGCUGUGUACUUCUAGAAAAUUUUCCAACUGCAGUUGAAGAAGAUGUGUUGCUGCUACAUCUUAUCAACAAAAUGCAAGAUAAUCCAUCUCCCAAAGAGAUUGAACAGAUGCUAUCUACUUCAGGAGAUGAUGUUGGUGCUUUCUUCAAAGCCUGUGGUCUGCUGAAGGAAAGUAAUGAGAUCCCAUUGCCUAAGAAAGCUAGAAGGUCAAUGGGCAGAUGGAAAUUGGCAGUUCAAUGGAGGCUCAGGUAUAAAAAUAUACUUGUCAACUGUGUUUCUUAUUGUAAUGAGGCUCUCAAUUUUCUUUCUUCUCAAAAUCAUUCAUCCAACAGAACUAUGGUAACGUCAUUUGGCAAUAAUUACAUAUUCUAAGGUAAUAUAAUGAGUUAGUUGUAGCAUUAAAG
This is a messenger RNA of Telopea speciosissima, 1604 nucleotides long. RefSeq names its product protein SET DOMAIN GROUP 40. Gene Ontology annotation, molecular function: protein-lysine N-methyltransferase activity; protein binding. Gene Ontology annotation, biological process: peptidyl-lysine monomethylation. Bases 34 to 1572 code for a protein of 512 amino acids. The transcript has 6 exons. Lineage: Eukaryota; Viridiplantae; Streptophyta; Magnoliopsida; Proteales; Proteaceae. The record is from RefSeq and is a predicted model, not a curated record.